UAGAAGAAACAGAAACAAAGUUCGAAAUAUUAAUUUUUUUAAUUUGACGUACUGUACUCUCUAAAAAAUAAACAGAGAGCUCAAAACCCUAAUUUCUCAUAGUUUCUCUUCUCUGCCGCCAAAAGCAUGAGACCGAUUCUACAAGCAUGCGGAAGGAACAUUCCAGCUUUCAGGAGGUAUCUCUUUCGCUCUGCCGGAACCCUAUCUUCACCGGAGCUUAAGGACGGCCUGAAUCUUCAUAUCGCCAAUGCCGGUGAAGAUCCGAAGGCUUCAUUCGUCCCAGUGCUAGAGAAAUGGAAGCAACAAGGAAAUCAUUUGAAUCCUUCUGAUCUCAGAAGCAUCAUCCAAACCCUCCGUGAUUCUGAACGAUUUCCCCAAGCUCUCAAGGUUUCAGAGUGGAUGAGUGAGCAGAAGGUGUGCAAUCUAAUCCCAGAAGAUUACGUUGCUCGGCUUCAUCUCAUUGACAACGUUUUAGGUUUGGAAGAAGCAGAGAAAUUCUUCGAAAGCAUUCCCCAAGACAAGAGAGAUGACUCUGAUCUCUACACAACUAUCUUAAGCUUCUACACAAGAUCUGAGAAAACUCUGGAAAAAGCUGAGUUAAUCUUCCAGAAGAUGAGGAAGCUCGGGUACCUAUCGAAACCGUGUCCGUUCAACCACAUGAUGUCUCUCUACAAUCAGAUAGGUAAGCGAGAUAUGGUCCACCAGAUUCUGAGCCAAAUGGAGAAGAACAAUGUCAAGUCAGACAAUCGCACGUUAAAGAUUAUACUGGGGCUAUUAGCAGAAUGUGAUACCUCAACAUUGGAUUGGCGCACGAGCUGCGAGAUGGCAAAAACUUACCUAAAACAAGGACUAGUGGUAGAGGCGGUAAAGAUGUUGCGUAGAGCCGAAGAAUCAGUAGUAGAUCCCGACUCGAAGAAGUUAGUUUACGAGUCACUGAUGGUGUUGUAUGGUGAAGCCGGAAAGGCUGAAGAGGUUUACCGUAUAUGGGGACUGUACAAUAACAUGAGCUUGCUUCAGAGAGUAGCCGACGAGGAGGGAUAUAAAGCAGUAAUAACUGCCUUAUUGAAACUAAACGAUAUCAAUGGGGCAAGUACGAUUGUAAACAAGUGGUAUGGGAAAGAUGUCAGAAUCAUAACUAUGAUGGCAUCUGCUUACUGCGAGAAAGGGCAGCUAAAAGACGCCGAGGAACUGUUGUUUAGGAAGGGUUUUCGUUUCGUGCCCAAAAAAAUUGCCCUGGCUCUUGUCGUAUGUUACGGUUACAUGUUAUACGACCUCGGGGUGAAGCUUUAUUUAGGGCUAACAAUGUGAUGAAGAAGUACUAGAAUAAUAGAUUAGCUUUCCU
Molecule: messenger RNA, 1342 nt
Organism: Arabidopsis arenosa
Lineage: Eukaryota; Viridiplantae; Streptophyta; Magnoliopsida; Brassicales; Brassicaceae
Source: the annotation of a GenBank genome assembly